Molecule: messenger RNA, 2052 nt
Organism: Colletotrichum phormii
Lineage: Eukaryota; Fungi; Ascomycota; Sordariomycetes; Glomerellales; Glomerellaceae
Product: sulfate permease
Exons: 3
Coding region: 1-2052 (683 amino acids)
Biological process (GO): transmembrane transport
Cellular component (GO): plasma membrane
Molecular function (GO): sulfate transmembrane transporter activity
Source: RefSeq, a predicted model, not a curated record
AUGAAGUUCAUCCAGAACGCCAAGUCUGAUUUCCAGACAGACAGCACCAUCAACACAAUUCGGAGAAAGGUGGCCUCAGGACUACCAAGAUUGCCCCAAGCAACUGGGCAGUAUCUCAUCGAAAAAGUUCCGAUUGUUCAAUGGCUUCCGCAGUACCACCUAAAAUGGCUUCUGUCCGAUUUCAUUGCAGGAAUGACGAUUGGUGUUAUGAUGAUUCCCCAAGCUUUGGCCUAUGCGAAGAUAGCCACAAUCCCUGGGGAGUUUGGCCUCUACUCUAGCUGGUUACCAGCUGCCAUUUACGUCGUCAUGGGAACUUCGAAAGAUCUCUCCACCGGGCCGACUUCCAUCAUGGGUCUCCUUACCGCGGAGAUUAUCACCGACCUCAAGACGGAAGGAUUUGCUGCACAAGACAUCUCGUCCGCAGUCGCGUUGAUGGUCGGCAUAUACUCUCUCAUUGUUGGACUGCUAAAACUCGGUUUCAUCUUGGAAUACAUUUCCGUCCCAGUUUUGUCCGGAUUCCUGUCUGCAGCUGCCAUUACGAUCCUUUUGGGCCAGGUUGGCUCGCUUGUGGGCCUAAGCGAUGUUCCCUCAGGCACCUCGGCCAUCAUCAGUAACGUUCUCUCACGCAUACCGGAAAUGGAGCCUCUUACUAUCGCUAUUGGGUUCAGUGGCAUUUUGAUGCUGUACAUCCUCGAGUUCAUCGGAAAGAAGUGGGGAAAGAAGAGCGCAGCAAUAAAAUUCGCUUGCAGCAGCCGUGCGGUUAUCCUUUUGCUCAUCUACACGACAAUCAGUUUCUUGGUCAACAAGGACCGAGAAGACUCCUUGUGGGCCAUCAGCAAGGUCAAGGCCAACGGUCUUCAAGCGCCAAAGAUUCCUGCCGGAGACCUCGUCUCUAGGGUUACCACCAGAGCAAUUGCCCCUCUUGUAGCUUCAGCCCUUGAGCACUUGGCCAUCGGAAAGGCUUUUGGCCGGAAGAACAACUACGCCAUCGACGAAAGCCAAGAGCUCUGUUAUCUCGGUAUCACAAACACUAUCAACAGUCUUUUCGGGGCAAUGAGCGUAGGCGGUGCCAUGUCAAGAACAGCUGUGAACUCAGAGUGCGGUGUCAAGAGUCCGCUCAGCGGCGCAUUUACCGCUGGGUUCAUUCUACUCACCCUGUAUAAACUUUCAGGGGCUCUGUUCUGGAUUCCUAAAGCCACGCUUUCGGCAAUUAUCAUCAUGGCCGUUAUCCACAUCAUUGGCCCUGCUUCUGUUUUUUACCGUUACUGGCGUAUCUCGAUUAUGGACUUUGUGGCGUCGAUGCUAUCCUUCUGGGUCACGCUCUUUGUGUCUACAGAAAUGGGCAUUGCUUUCGCGGUGCUAUUCAGCAUAGGAUACACACUGGUCCGAUCCGCAUUCCCGAAGGUCAAGACGUUCUCAGCAACAAGUGGUCAGAACCGCAUUAUCCAGCGAGAACAGGCAUCUGUGCCCUCUUUUGCAGAAGACACGUUCGUUCCCGAAGACGCCAUGUUGGUCAGUUUCACUGAUUCGAUCUUCUUCCCCAACGCUGGCCGUAUCAAGAAGUCGGUGCUCGAGUCCGUCAAAGUACAAUUUGAACGACAAGAGCUUGGAGAUCAAGCACAGAGCAAGUCCGCCGACAGAUCUUGGAGUGUCGCAUCGUCUAAACGCAUCGAAAUGUUGCGGAAGCGCGACAACGUCAUGCCCUCGAGCAAGCAGAUGGCUGUGAUGGUCUGGGACCUAACACAUGUGCCCUUCAUCGACGUCACCGGAGUCCAAACGCUUUCCGAGUUAAAGGAGGAAACGAAACAGCAUGUAGGAAAACAGAUGUCACUAAGGAUAGUAGGAAUGAACAGCAAAGCCCGUCGCAGAUUCUCUCGCGCUGGAUGGCAGAUUGUUCAGGAUCGUGAGGUUGACGAUUCAACCCCAGAACACCCCGACGUUGCAUACGAGACGAUAGAAGCAGCAUUGUGGGAUAGAGAGUAUGCAGACAAGGCCGAAAAGUCAGAACUCCAGGGAAGAGCAUACUACAGCCCUCGGGAAGGAUCCCCAUAG